This is a messenger RNA of Seriola dumerili (greater amberjack), 2397 nucleotides long. RefSeq names its product tyrosine-protein kinase CSK-like. Lineage: Eukaryota; Metazoa; Chordata; Actinopteri; Carangiformes; Carangidae. The coding region runs from base 131 to 1486 and encodes 451 amino acids. The transcript has 12 exons. Gene Ontology annotation, molecular function: protein binding; protein tyrosine kinase activity; ATP binding. The record is from RefSeq and is a predicted model, not a curated record. Gene Ontology annotation, biological process: adherens junction organization; protein phosphorylation; regulation of Fc receptor mediated stimulatory signaling pathway.
GCGUGUGUGUGCGUGUGUGUGCGCGUGUGUGUGUGUGUGUGUGUGUGUGUGUGUGUGUGUGUGUGUGUUUACCAGCUCUAAUGGUAGCAGCUAGAAAACCCCACCUGUGAGAGGAUCGAACCGCCUCAUCAUGACAGAGGUCCAGACUCCAUGGCCGCAGGGCACAGAGUGUGUGGCCAGGUACAACUUCAAAGGCACAUCAGAACAGGACCUGCCCUUUAACAAAGGAGAUGUGUUGACUAUCAUUGUCGUCACAAAGGAUCCAAACUGGUACAAAGCUAAAAAUUCUGCAGGUCGUGAGGGAACAAUCCCGGCCAACUAUGUUCAGAAAAGGGAAGGUGUAAGAUCUGGAGGCAAACUGAGUCUUAUGCCAUGGUUUCACGGGAAGAUAACGCGGGAUCGGGCAGAGCAGCUGCUUCACCCACCUGAAACAGGCCUGUUCUUAGUGCGAGAGAGCACCAACUUCCCCGGUGACUACACCCUGUGUGUGAGCUGCGAUGGCAAGGUGGAGCACUACCGCAUCAUUUACCACAACGGCAAGCUCACUAUUGAUGAGGAGGGGUUUUUUGAAAAUCUCAUGCAGCUGGUUGAGCACUACACCAAAGAUGCAGAUGGCCUGUGCACCAAACUAAUCAAGCCAAAGGUGGAGGAGGGGACGGUGGCCGCUCAGGAUGAAUUUUCCAGGAGUGGCUGGUCAAUGAGCAGGAAGGACCUCAAACUGCAGCAGGUUAUUGGAAAAGGAGAGUUUGGAGAUGUCAUGGUUGGAGACUACAGAGGGACUAAAGUAGCUGUGAAGUGCAUAAAAAAUGAUGCUACAGCACAGGCCUUUAUUGCAGAGGCUUCUGUCAUGACGCAACUACGGCACGAUAACCUAGUGCAGCUGCUUGGAGUGAUAGUAGAGGAAAACGGGAGUCUGUUCAUUGUUACGGAGUACAUGGCCAAGGGCUGUUUAGUUGACUACUUACGUUCCAGAGGCCGGACAGUACUUGGUGGAGACGCUCUCCUUAAUUUUGCACUAGACGUCUGUGAAGCCAUGGCGUACCUGGAGGCAAAUAACUUUGUCCACCGAGACUUAGCAGCCCGAAACGUUCUGGUGUCAGAAGACAACAUCGCUAAAGUCAGUGACUUUGGUCUGACCAAGGAGGCCUCUUCCACUCAAGAUACUGCUAAGCUUCCGGUGAAAUGGACAUCACCAGAGGCCCUCAGAGAAAAGAAAUUUUCCACCAAAUCAGACGUUUGGAGCUACGGUAUUUUGCUUUGGGAGAUUUACUCUUUUGGCCGAGUGCCUUAUCCAAGAAUUCCAUUAAAAGAUGUAGUGCCUAGAGUGGAGAAGGGAUACAAAAUGGACUGUCCAGAUGGCUGUCCUGAAGUGGUCUAUAACAUCAUGAAACAGUGCUGGAACCUGGAUCCUGCUGCUCGACCAAGCUUUCAAAUGCUGAAGGAGUGGCUUCAACAUAUCAGCCAAGGGAUGGGAAAAAAACCGUGAGACAUCUGACAGCGAGAUCUGAAACGAAAAGUGACUUUCCUCUUCCUUCAUUUUGAUCACUCGGACCACAACCAGGGAUGAAAAAAUUGAUCUCACGGACUGUAUUUUUUGGCAAAGUUCACAACAUAUACUGUUUUCCUUAACUGUUAAAUAUGAGUGUCAGAAUGUAGGUUUCAUAGUGUCUCAGGUUGCUCAAACUGCAGUGACUCUUAGUUACUGACUCAGUUGCUCUAGUAAGUCUUGCACUCUGUUAUCAAGAGUGAAUAAUUAACUGUCAUAUCGAAGGGUGCUGUCGCAGAGCCACAGUCCCUUGGCCUGUUUUUUUUAUAUCUUUUAUGUCCUUUCCAGUAAUAUCCAUGGUCAUAUCGGCGGCUUCAUUUCAUUUUAUGAACUUUUGAACAUCAUUUGACUAAGCUGAUUGAAACUGUGGUAUCAGUUUAAAGAGGAAAGAUGCUUCAAAAGUAGAAAUGCAACUUUGACAUGUCAUAACUUGCUGUAUUUUUUUUUUUUUUUUUUUUUUUUUUUUUUUCAGUUUCCAGGUACACCUUUUUUGCAUGAAAUGGUGAAUGUUGAAUUGUUAAAAGGACUAAGUUAAAAUGACUAUAAUUAUGCAGCUUUAUUUGUUCAUGGUUAUAUAAUUUUUAAUUUGCCUACUUUUGAAUCCCUCUGUACGUCUAAAAAGAAGCACACAUUUUGACCAAUGCCAUCUUUACUACUGAUAUAACAACACCAUUCAGCUCAGUCAUCAUUCCCAUGUAUGCAAUUUUUUCAUCUGACUUAAAAAAAAAUGUUUUACUUUGCAAAUCUUUCGAUUUAAUCAAACUAUCUGGAUUUUGUAUGUAAUGAGAAAAGGAAAAUGCUAAUAAGUUUACUUUGCUGCCAUUUUCAACAAUAAAAAGUAAUUAAUUUUG